AUGCCUUAUCUAUUCAUGGUGAGCUCGUCCCCCUUUACCUUUCUCAUUGUUUUGUACGCGAUGGUUGGAGCGGCCUCCGUGCUGGGCGGCGUCUGUCGCGUCACCAUCUCGCUGGUGGCCAUCAUGCUGGAGUUAACAGGUGGCAUGACGUACAUCGUGCCUUUCAUGAUCGCCGUGCUCGUGGCCAAGCUGGUUGGCGACACCCUCAACGAAGGAAUCUACGACCUCUACAUCGUCCUGAAGGGGUACCCGUUCCUUCAAGAGGAGCUGGACGUCACGUUCAUGGAGCGUUGCUGUGACAUCAUGGACACAGGCAUUACCAAGCUGGACGUCAGCCUGCAGCCUACGAUGUCUGACUUGCUCUGGCUCAUCACCAACUUCGAGUUCCGCGGGUUCCCAGUGGUCAGCGGAGAUAGCUUCAUUGGCUACGUGAAGCGCGACCACUUGCGUGAGUUGCUCCGACAUCUGGAAGGCCUUGGGCGCCAGCCGGAGGACGUGGUACAGGAGGAGGAGUUGCUCCCCGUGAUCGACUGCACCGUCAUGCGCAUGGCACCGGACGCUCCGCUCACCCAGGCUCACCGGGUGUUCAAACAGCUGGGCUGCAAGCUCAUCUUCCUGGUGGGCUCGCAGCGGGGAGCCAAGCAGGACACGGAGGGGGGAGAUAUGGAACAGUUGACAGACGCUACAAUUUCUAUGUGCCUCAGCGUCUUCAUUUCAUCUUUUGCAUAG
Messenger RNA from Symbiodinium natans, 729 nucleotides. NCBI's taxonomy places the organism in Eukaryota, Dinophyceae, Suessiales, Symbiodiniaceae. The record is from the annotation of a GenBank genome assembly.